AAAUUCACAGGUGAUGUCGCAGUGGCCCAUCAGCUGGGAUAACUGGCAGUCGUCGAAAACAAGUUGAUUCGUGAUCGGAGAAUAGUCAUUAAAGUGGCGUGAAAUUGUGAAUCUUUUCCUAAAAAUGUUGUGGUCCGUUUUGAGUUUGCAGACGAAAAUGGUGGCCAUGUUCGGAUGCGCCAUCAUCAUCGCCCUGAGCAUUUUGAUCAUCAUUUGCUUCUUGAUCCCCGACACCUGGUGGAUUUUACCUUGGGCUCCCCAUCAGGCAGAUGAAGACCAGGCGUUGAACGGGCCCGAAGGCAAUGACGUCCGACUCCGAGAUUUCCACCAGUGGCGUCCGGAAGGAGAAGAUCAUCCAGCGGAAUUGAUGGAUUCACAGAAGAAGCUGAAAAAUCCAUCCAGCAGCAGCAGGUUGUCGAGAAAUGAAUUAUGCUACGACUCUUCCGGGUACUCGGUGGAUAGCGGCAGGCCCGGCUCGCUCCUGACUGGCGGCCGUGAGUCGAGUCUCAGCAGCAACGGGUCGAGCGUCGUCAGCAGCCCCAGUCCGUCCCGGAGCGGGUCGACGACAACGCUGGGCGCGAUGACGGACGAGCCCGGCAACCGUCCACAGGUUCACCUGACAUUGCAGACUCACGUCGUCGGCCAAUCGGAUGACGUCAAAAAUGGCGCAGCAGCGCUCGACCUCCAGCUGAUAGUCACCAUCGAGAAUGCGACGGAUCUGCCGUCGAGGACCUACGUGGACACGGUCGACCCGUCAGUCAGUGUCCGGCUGGAGCGGCGAAGCCGACUGGGCAGUUUGAUGGGAGCCUUGAUUGGCAGCAGCAGCAGCGGAGGCCGGCGCAACAGUAGCCACAGCCACCAGCACGUCGUGACCGAAGAUUCGACCUGCCCGGUCGUCUACCACAGCCGACACCCGCGCUUUCACCAUCCCGUCACGCUGGCCGUCCCCAAAUCAACGCAACUCAAGGAUUGUCAAUUGGUUGUGAAGGUCGAGGACAAGGACAAGCUGGUGGGAACGACGGAGCUGGGCGAGAGCCGGAUUGACUUACGGGAACUGGAUUUGCUGGCCGGCUGGCUGGAGGGGAACGGCGGCCAGCGAUCGGCAGGAGCCGGAGGAGAGUCGACGGUCCGUCUGAGUCGAUUCAUCGACAUUUUCAAAGCCGAAGAGAAAGGGGCCGUCCUCCUGGGCCUCUCCUUCCUGCCGACGUCGCAACGAAUCACCGUCCACAUUACGCAAUGCAAUCGGCUGGCCAAGACGGCCGACUCCGCUGCUCAUAAUAAGGCCGUCGUCCGGCUCUUCCUCCUCAACGAGUCCGGACGGGUCCUGAAGAAGCGGAAGACGGCCCCGUUCGACCCCAACGGCGGACGCGUCGAACUGGACGAACUCUUCCACCUGGACGUCGAGAUCGAGCGCUGGGAUCGUUGCGUCAUUUUGAUCGUCCUCUCCCGCAUCGUUUCCUCGCCCGAGGUGGAGCAGCAGACGACGACGGCCGUCGUCCGCAGUCCGCCCGUCUACCAGCACUCGGGUCACGUGGCCCUGGGCAAGCGGGUGCUGGGCCACGCCGAGCGCAUUCACUGGAACAGCGCCUUCCAGAGCCCCAGGCGGGUUAUUAGUCAAUGGCACGGCCUACACUGACCGAAACAAAAUAUUCCCGCGCAAAAUUUUGAAAAUAAAAUCAAAAUAAAAUUUGAAUUGUUUUUUUCCUUUGAUGGAAAAUGUUUCUAAGUUCGUGUGUCCUGUGCUGCUGUGUUUGUAUCAUCUCCUUCUGUUUGCCAUCGAUCGUCUUUGGUUUCACGUCCAGCGGAAGUCGGACGCGCGGGGCAAUCCAUCAUUUUUAAUUUGAAAAUAUUGUGACAGCCCCACCAGCACCACCCCACAUUGCUGAUAUUCGCCCAUCACUUCCUGUGAUGGGCCAAUAUAUAUAAUCAAAUCAAAAUUCGAUGCGGCGAAAACAACAAACGCACAAAGUCGAACGCGCUUCUAUCGUCGAUUCAGCCAAUAACCUCUCAAACUCAUUAGUCUUCUCUCAAUUGGCUUCAUUUCUUUUUUUAAAUUUCCCGCCGAAAAAAUUCAAAUAAAAAUUUCAAAAAAAUCCAA
Daphnia pulex (common water flea) is the source of this 2098-nucleotide messenger RNA. RefSeq lists its product as uncharacterized. The transcript has 5 exons. The record is from RefSeq and is a predicted model, not a curated record. The coding region runs from base 125 to 1636 and encodes 503 amino acids. Gene Ontology annotation, biological process: cellular response to calcium ion; calcium-ion regulated exocytosis; regulation of dopamine secretion. NCBI's taxonomy places the organism in Eukaryota, Metazoa, Arthropoda, Branchiopoda, Diplostraca, Daphniidae. Gene Ontology annotation, molecular function: phosphatidylserine binding; clathrin binding; calcium-dependent phospholipid binding.